Arachis ipaensis is the source of this 2403-nucleotide messenger RNA. The record is from RefSeq and is a predicted model, not a curated record. Lineage: Eukaryota; Viridiplantae; Streptophyta; Magnoliopsida; Fabales; Fabaceae.
UUUUGUCUUAUCCAAUCGAGAUAUAAUUCGUUUUUCUAAGAUAUGAGGGAUAUGAUACGGUAUAAAAUUACUUACUUUUUUUUGGCUAAUUAAGUAUUGGUCAAAUUUUAAUAAAACUAUUAGUUCCAUAGACUUUUUGGCCCAUUUAUUUCAUUAUGUUUGUUAUAAAUUUACAUUAUCAUCAAAUAUAUACUACUCUACAACAUUAUUAUAGAACAUACGAAUAUCAAUUCCACUUAUAGAUAUUGAAAUGAGUUCAACAAUCUUUCCUGUGUUGGCCUGGUCAAAUUACUAAUUCAGGGUGAUUCUAAUUUGUUUGGUUUAGUAGCAAGAAAAACUGUUAGUCUACACGUGUAGAGAAAAGAAUCCACAAAUGGGUCCUAAUGGUGCAUGCUGAGGUUCUUCUUGAUCAUCAUUUCCCAGUGCAAGAACCCCGGAAGCCAUUGCAUGACCACGGUUCAUUCUUUGUUAAAAAAGCAAUUAUGUCUAUUAUUAUCAUUAUUAUAUAUUUUCCAAAGAAAGAGCAAAUAUAAGAGCAGAUUUAUUAAAAGGCGGAAGCAAAUUUGUUGAUGUAAAAAAUUUAGCUACAGAAAAAAAUGGCUCAACUCGAACGCCCUCAGAGACCUGGUGUUGAAACUUCAAAAACUCCCACCAUCCAUACCAUGGAACAACUCCUCCGAGGAGAAGGGUCUAAAGUGUCACCAAAAGGUUCUAAGCUAUCGCCAACAGGUUCUAAGAUGUCAACCAACACUGCCACCUUGUCCUCCUCCUCCACCUCCUCCACUUCUAAUUCAUCACCUUUUUUCAAUAAGUUGAGGCACCAUGACUCGGAAGAAGACCAUAGCCCGAACCAGAAGAAAUCAGUCCUUGCCAAAGUGAAGGAGAAGGCUAAGAAAUUGCGUCACAGCCUCAGCAAGAAAAAGCACGACGAUGGAAACCAAACUCCCUCACCCAGCUCUGGCUUGGAAGACGAAGGAACACACGACGAAGCUGAAUACCAUGGAGCUCCAAGUAAUCAAGACCUUAACUUUCAAUUUUCUGAAAAGGUUUCUCUUAACUUUGAUCUUAUGUUGCUGUGUAAAAUUAUUAUUUCAGUGUACGAAUCUGAGAAGGCACAUCAACCAAAAUCAGGUCUAGGAAUGCAAGAAAAAUGUUUAACUCGGUCCUUCUCCAAGAGAACAACUCAUCCAGCAACUGUGGCUAAUGCUGCAGCUGGAGCUGCUACUAGCACCAAUACUAUUGAUGCUGGUUCGAACAGGGUAGCGACGACUAGAACCUUAGCUCAUGAACUGAACAAAGGAUCACAUUCUAUGACUUCCAAGUUUCAAGGCCUCACUAUUUACAAACCUGAUGAGCUUCACACUUCAACAUCACCAAAGGAUGGAACUCAAAGUAGUUUUUUUGUUUCUGCUCCAAGUACACCUCCAAAGACAUCUUCCCAAACUUCUCCAAGCGCAGCACGAAUUUGGUCAGCUCCAGUGACCCCAAAAACUUUGGCUCCAGUGUCACCACAGACUCCUUCAUGUUCAUCUGCUCCAACUACUGGCAGGUAUGCCAGCCCUGGCUCGCAGAUAUGGGAUAAGGGUGUUUCGGUGAAAGAGUACUUGAUGAACAAGCUUGAGCCGGGAGAAGAUGAAAAAGCUUUGUCUCAGGUGAUAUCUGAGGCCAUGAGUCCAAAGAGAACUCCAGGUGAUGCAGGUGUGAUGGAGAAGGUGAGAGAAGCUGUAACUUCUUUGCUCCGAACCGAGGAACCAAAACAAGAAGACACAACAACCACUAUCACGACCACUGACACCAACAUUGCAAGCACAUCCUAUCAAAACCCAGUAUCUAUCAGUGCUGCUCGCAGUUCAUCUCAAAUUCCAGUAUCUACCAAUGCUCUAGAAGUGGUUCAGGAAGAAAACCAUGAAAGAAUUCUUCAGGCAAAUUGAAAGUUCCCAUGAUGUUUAUGGCUACCUUGUGCUAUAUGUAUUCAAUUUUUGUUCUAUAUUUUUGUAUAUGUAUCCAAUAUUUAGACUGGAAUGAUCAUUUCCAUUUACAUUUGUAAAUUUUAAUUUGUAUGUAUUAAUAUCUUUGUACUCCAUGUGGACUUAUUGUAUAUUUAUAUUACACUAAAUAUUCUUCAGUUUUUUCUUUUAAUAUUUUUGCCAUGAAAGAUCAAAGCUAAAUUCUAAACUUUAGUUAUGAGCAACAAUAAGGAAACUACCAUUUUUCUCACCAUAAAACAUAUUUACAUGGCCAACGAAUUCCAAGUGGGAGAUGUAUACAUUGUAUUACAUUACAUGCGCUCCAAAAUUAUAUUCCAUUAGGAUUACAAGAUGCUAGUUUAAGCUGUCACUUACUCAUUUCAAGAUUUUGGACUCAAUAUCUUCUAGGCUCAAGCCUUUUGUUUCGGGAACUGAA